CCAAACAAAUCAUCAUUUCGAUAUUCCAUCAUCACCAUCAUUCAAUGGCUACAUCACUAACAACACCAAAGCUCAAUACGUCGUCGUUUUCAUCAACUCUUCAAACCCUAAUUUAUUCCAGUAAAUCUAAUAAUAAUAAUAAACACAAAAUCUUCGCUCACACUUCACCUUUCAUUUUUCCCCCUAAAUCCUCCUCCUCCUCCUCAUUACUAUUUAAUUUCAAUAAUUUAAAAUUUACAAAAAAAUCCCUAGGAUUUCGGAGAUAUGCUACAAAAGCGGAAUCGAGUAGUAACGGCGGAGCAGAGCCACGUCAGUAUGAUUAUGAUUUGUUUACAAUAGGUGCCGGAAGUGGCGGUGUUAGGGCUUCACGUUUUGCCGCCAAUUUUGGUGCUUCUGUUGCUGUUUGUGAACUUCCUUUUGCCACUGUUUCUUCUGAUACCACUGGCGGCGUUGGCGGAACGUGUGUGCUUCGUGGAUGUGUACCAAAGAAAUUGCUUGUUUAUGCUUCAAAAUAUUCUCAUGAAUUUGAGGAGAGCCUUGGUUUCGGAUGGUCUUACAGCUCUGAACCAACACAUGAUUGGAGUACCUUGAUGGCUAAUAAGAAUGCCGAGUUGCAGCGUCUUACUGGAAUCUACAAGAACAUCCUAAACAACUCGGGAGUGAAACUGAUUGAAGGACGUGGAAAGAUAGUGGACCCACACACAGUGGAUGUUGAUGGGAAACUUUAUACUGCUAGAAACAUUUUGGUUUCAGUCGGAGGGCGUCCAUUCAUUCCAGAUAUUCCUGGAAGGGAGUAUGUGAUAGAUUCAGAUGUUGCCCUUGAUUUGUCAUCAAAACCUACGAAAAUUGCAAUAGUUGGUGGCGGUUACAUUGCAGUUGAGUUUGCUGGUAUCUUCAAUGGAUUGCAAAGUGAGGUGCAUGUAUUUAUUCGUCAAAAGCAGGUUUUGCGUGGGUUUGAUGAAGAGAUUAGGGACUUUGUUGCAGAGCAGAUGUCCUUGAAAGGAAUUGAGUUCCAUCCAGAGGAGUCGCCACAGGCUGUGAUCAAAUCUUCAGAUGGGUCGUUUUCCUUAAAAACUAAUAAAGGAACUACUGAUGGCUUCUCACAUGUUAUGUUCGCCACAGGGCGAAAGCCGAAUACAAAGAAUUUAGGCUUGGAGACUGUGGGUGUGGAACUUGACAAAAAUGGAGCGAUACUGGUCGAUGAAUACUCUCGUACAUCGGUUCCAUCUAUUUGGGCUGUUGGAGAUGUUACUGAUAGAUUGAAUCUUACUCCUGUUGCUUUGAUGGAGGGAGGGGCAUUAGCCAAAACGCUUUUUGCCAAUGAACCUACGAAACCAGAUUUUAGGGCUGUACCAUCAGCAGUAUUCUCCCAGCCACCAAUCGGGCAAGUUGGUCUUAGCGAGCAACAGGCAAUAGAGGCACAUGGUGACAUUGAUGUCUAUACAGCAAAUUUUAGGCCCUUAAAGGCUACUCUAUCUGGCCUCCCUGAUAGGGUGUUUAUGAAACUGGUGGUGUCUGCAAAGACUGACCAAGUGGUGGGAUUACACAUGUGCGGUGAAGAUUCUGCGGAAGUUGUUCAGGGAUUUGCUGUAGCUAUUAAAGCUGGAUUGACCAAGGCACAGUUUGACUCGACCAUCGGUGUUCACCCUACAUCGGCUGAGGAAUUUGUCACCAUGAGAACGCCUACCAGAAAAAUCCGAAAUUCUUCUUCUGGGGGUAAGACAGAUUCCGAGGCUAAAGCUGCUGCAGGAGUUUAGCAAGAGUCUAAUCAAGUAAAUCGCCUUGUAAUACUUGCUUAUAAGGUACUUGGUUUAGUGCAAGAUCCUGCAAGCAAGAGUUGUAUAUCUGAGCUGAGAUGUUGCCUGGUGACAUGAAAAGAUUAGUCACAACAGAGGAGUUGUACUGAUGUUCUUACCUUCAAGAUCUGUUGGUGGAAGAACCAUUAGCAGGACACAGCCGUCGUUCACAAUGUCAAUUUGCACUCACCAGUUGAUAAAAAAGAAAAACGCUACAUAUCCGUGUAUUUUAUUACCAUUCUUGGUUAAAUUCUAUGGAAUCCAUAUAUCUCCUCAUUCAGUGUCUGUAUUUGGUUGUUUUGCCGAAGUAAAUGAAAUGAUGUACAUUUUGCAUA
Erigeron canadensis is the source of this 2131-nucleotide messenger RNA. Its product is annotated as glutathione reductase, chloroplastic. Gene Ontology annotation, cellular component: cytosol; mitochondrion. NCBI's taxonomy places the organism in Eukaryota, Viridiplantae, Streptophyta, Magnoliopsida, Asterales, Asteraceae. The record is from RefSeq and is a predicted model, not a curated record. The transcript has 11 exons. Gene Ontology annotation, biological process: cellular response to oxidative stress; glutathione metabolic process; cell redox homeostasis. Gene Ontology annotation, molecular function: NADP binding; flavin adenine dinucleotide binding; glutathione-disulfide reductase (NADPH) activity. Bases 45 to 1757 code for a protein of 570 amino acids.